Messenger RNA from Fusarium keratoplasticum, 921 nucleotides. RefSeq names its product NmrA domain-containing protein. The transcript has a single exon. Lineage: Eukaryota; Fungi; Ascomycota; Sordariomycetes; Hypocreales; Nectriaceae. The record is from RefSeq and is a predicted model, not a curated record. The coding region runs from base 1 to 921 and encodes 306 amino acids.
AUGCUCGUCCUUGUCCCUGGAGUCACUGGCAAUCUCGGCCUGCAUCUGAUCGACAGCCUCGUCUCUCGUGGGCAUCAAGUCCGCGGCCUCGGUCGAUCUCCAGCAAAGCUCACCGACGAGCAGCGAUCCAAACUGGAAAGCUUUGUCGAGAUUCAAAGCUACUAUGACAUCGAAGCGUUGGAUAAAGGCUGUGCUGGAGUUGAUGCGAUCAUCUGCGCGUAUGCAGGAACUCCUGUGAUGCACCUGGAUGCCCAGCUGAUCCUCCUACGAGCCGCUGAGCGUGCCGGCAUCACCCGUUUCCUGGCCGCUAGCUGGAACGCCGACUGGAGGCACCUUCAACUUGGAAUGCACCAAAGCUACGAUGCUUGCAUUGCCUUCUAUCAACAGGCCAAGCUGACUUCAACCAUCAAGCCGAUCUGGAUUCUUACCGGCGGCCUUGCCGAGGUCUACUUCUCCGUCCCCGGCCACGGUAACUUCUCUCCCGCCUACAACGGCCCUUGGGAUCCAGAAAAUAAGACCGUUGACAUUUGGGGCACUGGUGAUGAGACCUGGGACUUGACCACUGAGAAGGACGCCGCCGAAUUCUCAGCCGAGGUUAUCCAACGCGACGAUGCCCCAGAAGGUGGCUUCUGGGAGCUGCAUUCCGGCGCCUACUCGCCCAAGGAGCUGGCGAGGAUCUACAAGGAGGUCAGAGGCGUCGAAAUUGCCCAGAAGUACCGAGGAACGCUGGACGAUCUGCGGGAGCUUGCCUACUCCAUGAGGAGCCAGAAGGCCUACAAUGACUACUACAGCUUCAUCGGCCUGUUUUAUCAACUUUUCCAACUGGACGGAACUUAUUCCCUCAAGAAUAUUGACAACGACAAGUUGAAUGUCAAGACUACGUCGAUUGAAGAGUUUCUCCGCCAAAAUCCCCAGAUUUAA